CGCGCAAACAAAGCUCUUCUUUGUCUUCUUCAUAUCCAAAACAAAACACAAAGUACAUAAUUCAGCAAUGCUCGUCGCAUUACACUCCUUUACGCGGCGAUCAGUGGACGAAAUCGAUCUUGAGAAGGGAGAUCGCAUAGAGGUCAUCGAGACCGACGAAGGCUUCAACGAUGGGUGGUACAUGGUAUGUUUAUAUUUCGUCUCGUCACCUCCGUGUCGCAUCCGUUUUCUCUCCUUCCUCCAACCUUUUGCUAACAGCCGUCCUAUUCCAGGGCCGAAACCUCUCUACGAACCUCACUGGACUUUUUCCGUAUGUUUAUACUGCAGAGGCUCCCGAUGAAUCGCCCCGGCACGCCUCUGUAUAUGAGGCUAUCAACCAGGUCGAAGACGCGCUCUCCGACAUGAGCACGCCUACACCCGCCACCGUCCUCGAGUGGUCGCCGAACGACGUGCAGGCAUAUUUUAUGUCCCUCGGAUUUGAGCCAGAAGUCUGCUCUAAGUUUGUUGAGCACAAGAUCACCGGCACUAUCCUUCUCGAAUUAGAACUUCCUCUAUUAAAGGAGCUCGAUAUCCCAAGUUUCGGCACACGUUUCGAACUCGACAAGCUCAUCAAGUCGCUCCGUACUGCGGCCCAGACCCCAAAGCAACAGUCUUCUCAUCCACAGCCGCCGGUCCAAAAGCAGCCGACGACCCCUCAGCAGCCGUACAACAAGCAUACUUCGGUCGUGCAACCUCUAGAGACAGAGUACCGGUCGCGCGCGCUCCCUCGCGACUCGGUCGCCCAUUACCGUCAGCGCUCGCAGUCUCUAGACGACCGCGACUCCCGCCACCGGUCUGGAAUGCCGUCGUUUGACAAAAACUGGCAGCUUCCUAGCUCGCCUAUGGCUCAGUCGCCUGCACAGUCCCCUAUACAGUCACCCGCGCAGUCGCCACCGCAGCAAGUCACUCCUCUCGUUCCCACUCAGCGAACAUUUGCUCCCUACGGCAACGGCAGUCACCACGACAGUGCCAGCGCUGCUAUUGAUGAGACUCUUGACAAGAUUGUCAAUUCUCCCGCCACUGGGACCUUUUCGUCGCCUCAACCUGAGCGGAGUAUGCAGCCUGACUUGAGCAGGUCCUCUGAGAGCCCAGAAUCAAAAGUUCGGAAUUCAUACCUCGAGGAGUCUCGCCAGCGCGCGCUCUAUCAGCAGCAACUCCACUCCCCUCAAUUAUACGAGCAGGAUGUUGAGCCGAUGGGAGACCCACAUACUGAUUCGCCCGUAGCAGGCAGCAGUAGCCCAGCGACGCCUUAUUCACAGUCCAACUCUAGUUCUAUGCCGCCACCUCUGCCCACGAAUUCAUCGUCAACAACGGUGCAUUCUUCUGCAACAAACAGUAUCCCUCAGACUCCAGAGCUUCCUUCCAUGCCCUACGAUGGCAACCUGGACUCUGCUGCUUUGAAGGCUCGCACGAAUACAGGUGGCAAUGCGGGUCUUGGUCUGUCAUAUGCAAACUUGACCUCCUCGCCCCGUCCAGGGGUUGGCAACCGCGUUAUCUCGGCUCCCAUGUCGCCGUCAGAAAAGGCAGAGCAUACUCUACGCUCAGCUUCGGCGAACGCCGCGAAGCCGAAGAAGCUCACUAAACAGCAAACUUCUGCCUUUGUCGAGGGCCGUAUGGCUGUCACUCCAAGCUCCGCGGCUGCUACUGCCGAGUUUUCUGGCUGGAUGUCGAAACGGGGUGGCAGCGGUGUUGGCGUGUGGAAGAACCGGUUUUUCACUCUUCAUGGCACCAGAUUAUCGUACUUUGCCACCAACGACGACCAAAAGGAGCGCGGAUUGAUCGAUAUCACUGCUCAUAAGGUCGUACCCGUCAAGGCGAACGAAGACAGACUCGUGUCUUUAUACGCGGCAUCUACUGGCGCUGGAAGGUAUUGUUUUAAGCUUGUCCCACCUGCGCCGGGUGCGCGCAAGGGCGUGACUUUCACUGCCCCAAAAACGCAUUAUUUUGCUGUUGAUUCGCGGGAAGACAUGCGUCUGUGGAUGAAUGCACUGAUGCGAGCUACUAUCGACCGGGAUGAUACAGUGCCUGUUAUUUCGUCGUGUACGACGCCAACCGUCUCGCUCGCGAAAGCACGGGAGAUGAGUUUGCUGGCGAUGGAGGCACGCGCCGAGGAGCUUAGGAUGGAGCUGCCGAGCACAAGGACUAGCAGCGAGAGUCCCGCGUCGUCCAACGUGUCGACACCGGAGCUUUCGAUGAGUGAGCCACGAAGUGAAGGGGAAUCGAAUGGCAAUAAUAGCAAUAUUGAGGGAUUCAAAGAUCUAGCGAUCGCCAACUAGGCCUCACCUGAGACUUGUCAGUAGUCUGUCACGACUCAGU
Molecule: messenger RNA, 2355 nt
Organism: Myxozyma melibiosi
Lineage: Eukaryota; Fungi; Ascomycota; Lipomycetes; Lipomycetales; Lipomycetaceae
Exons: 1
Coding region: 171-2315 (714 amino acids)
Biological process (GO): endosome organization; receptor recycling; retrograde transport, endosome to Golgi
Cellular component (GO): early endosome; trans-Golgi network; recycling endosome
Molecular function (GO): protein binding
Source: RefSeq, a predicted model, not a curated record